This is a messenger RNA of Rotaria sp. Silwood1, 2613 nucleotides long. The record is from the annotation of a GenBank genome assembly. NCBI's taxonomy places the organism in Eukaryota, Metazoa, Rotifera, Eurotatoria, Philodinida, Philodinidae.
AUGCCACCACUUCAACUUACACUAGAAGAGCAGAUAUGUGCGAUUGUAAGUGAUUUAGCCUACGCUGCUCAUAAAGAUACGGGUAUAGAAGGGCGGUAUUCAUAUGAUCGAGUUCAAACAGCUCUUAAUAACCAUAUUAACAAAAAAAGAGCACGAGGUGAUGAGGUUGGUGCAAAUGCGUUGAGUGAAUAUAAAGUUUCUGACAACCACGAGCAUACCAAUCAAAAUAUUGUUACACUAGUUAAUAAAAAAGCAAAGAAAGUGAUUGUAGGUUAUCGUGGAACUAUGUUAUCAUGGCGUGGCAUCGUCUAUGAUAUAUUCCUUAAUAAUACACUAGUCGCUUUUAAUUCAUUUGGUGGACGUCGAUCUCUGACUGCAUUAGAACACACCCAACGUGUAAAGAAUGAUUUUGGUCAUGGAUAUGAACUCAUUGUUACUGGUCAUUCUUUAGGUGGUUCAAAUGCCAACUUUGUUAGCAAAAUAUUAAACGUACGGGGGAUUGGUUUUAAUAUUGGCAGUGCUGUCCUCGAAGAUCCUGAAUACAAAACACUUGCAGGAAUAUGCAACCAUGAAGACAAAUUUGUCAACAUUCGUAUCAAGGGCGAUGUUAUAUCAUCAGCGCAUAAAGGAAUUUCGCGCACUUAUGAUGGCAUUCCUGGUGGUAUCGAUUUUUCCGGUGUGCAAAUUCAUGCUUGGCUAAAUCCUUCUAUCAAUAUUGGAACGAUUUCAGGAGCUGUGUUUGCUGGUUCUAUUGCAACCCUUCACACAGAUGGUAGUCCCGAUAGCAAUAGUACAAUAACAAUGCAGGAUUUUGCUGUAGGAUUAUUACUAGCACAUUUUAGAAAAGAUCCAGCAUUUUCACUGGAUCCUUGGGAGCCUACAAAUCCUGAUGGUCCAUGGUUACGUUGUGUUUAUUAUCCAGAAUAUAAUGAUAAUAAUCAAAGUUGUCUACCUUUCUCACUUGCACAAACUAACUAUGGUCGAACUAUGUUUGAAGCUGAUUGGCUAUUGAAACAGCUUUCAAUGGGAGUCAACUUAGAUCAAUAUAAUGCUGCAGGACCUUUUCCAUCGCCAUUGCCCAUUCGAAUAUUUCCAGCUUCUCUUUUAGCUCUUGGUCUACGUGAUAGAUUUGAGCUUGAAAGCCAUCAAACAUCACUUAUUGGUGAUGAACAAAAUGCCCGUUAUACUCGCUUAUGGAUUACUGUUGAUCACGAAAAAACACUAGAAGCCUUAUUUCCCUCACAUGAAACUUGUUCAAAUCAAUUAGCUUCAUAUUCAGAACAAAUUGCUAUUGGUAGUAGCAUAGCAAUACAUUUUUCUGAUGUAAAACUCGGUGUACAAGUGAUGCGAAUGACACGAGGAAUAACCGGACAAUUAGAGGAUCUUUUAGAUCCGCGUUUAGUUGAACCAACAUCCAGUGAUGUUAUUUUUGCUAGUUUGAUGACCAAUCAUUAUGAUGAAGUGGCUCAACAUUUUCCUCCAUUACGAAGACUGAAAGAACUGGCUAAAUUACAAGCUGUAGCAAAAUGGAUGAUAGAAAAUGACGUAGAUGUGGAUAUUGAAGCAGCUCUAAAGUGUAUACGAGAGAGUGCACCUAAUGCGAUAGAAAAAGUGCCAGCUCUAGAACGUAAAAAUGUAAAUACACGCAUAUUUGGUGGUGUUAAUUUAAGUGUACGUCAACAAUAUCAUGAUCGAGCUGAACCCUAUUUGACUCUUGAGAAAAAUGAGCAAACUCAGCUGAAAAAUAUGGUUCAUAGAAGUUUAACCAUAACAACUUCAACUGAAAAAGCAUCAUCGACUAUAAUUCCACUUCCAUUUGUCAAAAAGAAAUUCUGUUCUGUUUGUAACAAACCAUUGGAUUUUUCAUCGUUUUUCAAACCUUCCACAUCGUCUAGUGAUGUUUCAUAUUGUGACGAACAUCAUCCAAAUGCAUGUUAUGGUUGUAUGUUGCCUCUCUAUAUUGAUCCAAUAUCUCUUACACAAAUUACCGAUGGAUCAUACAAGGUUAUUACAGUACAAAAUUGUCGAUAUCAUCCAGCUUGUUUCUUAUGUGCUGCAUGUAAUUUACAAAUCGAUAAUGAAUCUUAUAUAAAUGACCCUGAUGUAAUGCAUGUGUAUUAUCAUUCAAAUUGCUAUUCACCACUUCUAUCACACAACCAACAAAAUAGAAACAAAAAACAUCAACUAAAUGAGUCGAAUCAUUUUAUCUCUUAUAAUGAACAAAUCGAAUUAGAAAAGGCGCUCUCCGAAUCGAAACAAAUUUAUGAAUUACAGAAAAAAAAUGAUCAAUUUGUCGAUCAUUCAGGUUCAAAUAAAAAUCCUUAUUCUUUUCGAAAACAUCAAACCAAUGAACAAGAUCAAUGGGAAGACGAAGAUCUUGCUCGUGUCUUGUCUUUAUCAACACUGGAAUCGUCAUCUUUCAUACGAAACAAUGCAGAACUUCGUAACCAGUCGGAAGAUGAAGAAGAUAUUCAAUUAGCAAAAAAUUUAUCUCUAUUUACGACAACUACAAAAAAUGCACCUUCCAUGAAUUUCGUAUGCGAAAUAUGUCGAAACAACUUUAACAAGGAAAGUGAAUUAGAAGAGCACGUCCAAUUGCAUUUUGAUAAUUGA